AUUAGGUCGUUCGGCGCCUCGUAUGUAAAGAUGAUUUUCAAGGUGCUUAGUAAUGUUGGGCGCUACUUCAAAUGUUCAAGCCUCAGACUUGGAUGUAGACCUCUGUGUAGUAGUCAAAAAUUGGUGUUCGAUCCAUCUGCAAAGAAGAAGCAGCGUAUGCGAUCAACAUUCGUUGAAGAUCCUCAUAUUUAUGACUACAUACGUGAAGAGGUUGCUAGUCGCCUAGCUGAUCGACUGAGUGACAUAUCAAGGCAAUUCGACGUGGCUUUAGAUAUCGGUUGUGGUCGAGGUCAUUUAUCUCAGUUUAUUACCUCGGACAAUGUUGGUGUUCUCUACCAAUUAGAUGGUUCAUCUGAGAUCUUGGUAUGUCUAACUUUUUUUUCAAGUUGAUUUGAAGCCAUUAUUUACAAAGAUAUUUGUCAAAUGAAGCUUCUAUUUUGUUGGUUAAAGGUAAUAUAUGAUGCAUUGGUUAAAUGUUAAUUCAGUUUCUAAUGCUAAUAGUCUUAUUUACGGUAAUAAUAAGUCAGAAUUUACGAAAUUUCAACUUUUAUGGGGUAAUUCAACCAAAGUUCUGUGAUAAGUUGCUCUACAUUGUCAGAUUACGGAUAUAUGCUAAUUAUUUUGGUUUAAUAAGCGUAUAAAUCAUAAAAGUAGCGUUUAAUUAUAUAUAUAUAUAUAUAACGAAGAUCCUUAUCAGAUAUUUGUUGAUAGUAUCAGUUUAUGAAAGGAAAGCGUUUAGUUCAAGUUGAAUUUUAUUUUAUGUCUUCAAUUCUAUUAAAAAAUUUGGAUUAUAUCUUAUAUGAAGUGGUUUUGUUCCGAAACGUUCUAUGUGAUUUUCGAAAACCCCAAAACGCGUUCUAUCUCCCUUGUUAUGUGGUAUAACAAUGAAUAAUAUUGAGGUUAGCUGCAUAGUGCUAAGUAAGGAGGGCAAGUCAGUCAGUGAGGUUGUGAAGAUGUAUCGAUGGAGAUGGCUAGAACACACCUAAAGCAUGACGAGCGAUUGCCUUCCUUGUUGAACAACGUUAGGUGACAUAGGAUCAAGUGGCGAAAUAGUCUGGAAUGGUCAAAUAAAAAUAUGGCAUCAAUCCAUGAAGUCUUCAACUGUUGGUUUAAGCUACAAAGAGAGAUACAGUUAGCUUAGUUGUAAUCCUGGAGAUAGUAACAACCAGUAGCUUGAGACUAUUGGUGACAUGGCUUAAAAUCGUUCUUAAUGACUCAGGUGUAUUCACUGUUUUAAUCUCCCAGAUCUAUUAAGUCCUCAUGUUUCUUCAUGUAAUUAUUGUUUAUCCCAUAAAUUUUUGCUUAUUAUAGUUCGUUUUGGGUCUCUUUUCUUCCUCUUUUUUGUCUACCUUUGUAUGCUACAUAGAUUGUGGCAUUUUUUUCUACUGCUGCACCUCUGUGCAAAGUUCUUUGUUGAAACUCAGUCACCCACUUUAAGAGUCGUUUUAUUUUAACCAUUACAUUCAAUAAAUUCAUUAUUUCACAAAUUUAUCAUUUCACUUCUCUUUGAUUAUGGUUAAUAAUAUCAUAAAACCGUAAUAUAACACAAAAAUACUACAUUUGUGUUAUUUCCAUUGGUUUCUAAAUUUGUCUUUAUUCUUCAAUUUCUUUCAGAAACAGGUAUUACCACCCGCAGAUGUUCCCACAUAUAGCAUUCAUUGUCCUGAAAAUGUCCUACCCUUCCGACCAAACACUUUGGAUUUGGUUCUAAGCUCUAUGAGCCUCCAUUGGAUAAAUGAUCUACCCGGUUUAUUAAAACAAAUACUGACAUGUUUACGCAAUGAUGGAUGCUUUCUAGGUGUAAUGCCAGCAACUGACACGUUGUAUGAACUGCGUGUAUCUUUACAAUUAGCUGAAUUAGAAAGAUUAGGCGGUAUCUCAUCACAUAUUAGCCCAUUUGUUGACAGUGUGGACAUGGCUGAUCUACUACAAUCUGCUGGAUUCAAUUUAAUAACAUUAGAUGCUGACGAGUUGGUAAUUCAUUAUCCUAAUAUGUUUGCACUUAUGAAUGAUUUACGGUGUAUGGGUGAAUCAAAUGCAGUUGUACAUAGACCGUUACGCUUGAAUCGUGACGUUCUUCUCGCUGCCUCAGUAAUAUAUGAUGAAAAAUUUGGUGUUCCUCGCGUUGGCGGAGAAGAGAAUGAACGUUGUAUCCCGGCGACCUAUAGACUUUUAUUCUUUAUUGGCUGGAAACCUGAUCCGUCUCAAAGUAAACCACUUCCUCGUGGAAGUGCACAGUAUUCUUUAAAAGAUCUUCACCGGAUUGAUGAACUAGCUAAAUUACAUUUAAAAAAGUGAACAAUUUCUCUAUUCUAUAAACUACUGCCAAUUGUAAUAUGAUAAUUUGACAAAUAUGUAAAUAUAAAUAUGUACAUACUAUUUUGCAUCUUAUGCAUUGUUCAUUUCUUUACUUUA
Trichobilharzia regenti is the source of this 2415-nucleotide messenger RNA. Lineage: Eukaryota; Metazoa; Platyhelminthes; Trematoda; Strigeidida; Schistosomatidae. The record is from the annotation of a GenBank genome assembly.